AUGGCGACCAGCGCCGUCCUGAGCGACAACCUGCCCACGUACAAGCUGGUGGUGGUGGGCGACGGGGGCGUGGGGAAGAGCGCGCUCACCAUCCAGUUCUUCCAGAAGAUAUUCGUCCCGGAUUAUGAUCCCACCAUAGAGGAUUCCUACCUGAAGCACACGGAGAUAGACGGGCAGUGGGCUAUCCUGGACGUGCUGGACACGGCAGGGCAAGAGGAGUUCAGUGCCAUGCGGGAGCAGUACAUGCGCACCGGCGACGGAUUCCUCAUCGUCUACUCGGUCACAGACAAGGCGAGCUUCGAACACGUCGAUCGCUUUCAUCAACUCAUCCUCAGGGUCAAGGACAGAGAAUCUUUCCCGAUGAUUUUGGUCGCGAACAAAGUUGAUCUGAUGCACUUACGAAAGAUUUCCAGUGAACAGGGGAAGGAGAUGGCGGUAAAACACAACAUUCCUUAUAUUGAAACCAGCGCCAAGGAUCCGCCUCAGAAUGUGGACAAAGCCUUCCAUGACCUCGUCCGGGUGAUCAGGCAGCAGCUUCCAGAGAAAAGUCAGAAGCGGAAGAGGAACACCAAGUGGCGCGGGGACCGCGGGACGGGGGCGCACAGGUCGUUCUGCGUGGUUUUGUGACAUCGGAUGCAUUGAUGGCAACUGCCGAGCAUGACCACUGCCCGUCCUGUACCCGCAGCGACCCCCGGCCUGGGGGCCGCAUCAUCUGGGCUGGACCCGCCACGUCUGUGCAGGUUACCGCGCACGUUCAGCGAUACGGUUGGCGACUGUUUCCCCACAAGAUGGCAGAGAAUGAGACGACAUCGCCCCUCCCCCUCCCCUCUUCUUGGAGUAUAGAUGUAUUUAUUCCUGUAUAAUGUGGUAUUUUUUUUUAUUUUUUUACAUUUUAUUAUUUUUUUGCAGGAAUAAAAUGUUUAGUUUUUUUUUUUUUACAUUGUAAGAAGGAAGGGAUCGGAGCUGAGGUCACGUUAUUAACCACUGCACUGCCAGGGAGCAUAAUGUGCUGGUCUUAAAGGGCCGGAACACAGACUAAUGGAUUUAUGCUGCACUUUUUGGUACUUCACCUGCUGCGGUACAUACAAAGUGUCAGACGGACUUCAGCAUGGUACAAGGUUACCCACUCCCACCACGACGCCUCCGCCCCCUCCGGUGCCACGUUACAAGGUCCCAGCCACGAUUCAGAACUUUUCUCCUCGGGGAUCUGGACCAUUUGUUUUCGGAUCUUUUUUACCUGUGUUUUCCGAUCAGCCAUGACGCACUUUUCUUCUACAAACCGCAGGAUCCCGAGACUCUCUCUGGUGCUGACCCAAACCUCCUGCAAGCCAUAGGGCGACCUAAAGGGUUAACAGCCCAUCUGAAAUGAAUGAGUUUUCGGGAGGGAGAAUACAUUCCAGCUGGCGGGGAACCCCAGACAAUGUGUCAACCCCUGGACGGGGGCCAAACGGGGGCCAGAAGGAAUGAGAAAGGCCUUUUCUUCCCCAGUGUUUUACUUUGUGAGGAACUUGUCAAGUAGCGAAAUAGACAGAAUCCGCCGCGAGUUACCAGACGGUGGGAAAAAAACCGCCACAAAUGUAUUUCCACCGAGUUGUUUCAUUUUUGUUUUCCUUGUGAAUGUAUUAACUUAUUUCUAGGGGAAUAAAAACAGUAGAAACGUCA
Messenger RNA from Hyla sarda, 1662 nucleotides. RefSeq names its product muscle RAS oncogene homolog (gene MRAS). Gene Ontology annotation, cellular component: plasma membrane. The record is from RefSeq and is a predicted model, not a curated record. NCBI's taxonomy places the organism in Eukaryota, Metazoa, Chordata, Amphibia, Anura, Hylidae. Gene Ontology annotation, molecular function: GTPase activity; GDP binding; GTP binding. Gene Ontology annotation, biological process: signal transduction.